Molecule: messenger RNA, 1380 nt
Organism: Chelmon rostratus (copperband butterflyfish)
Lineage: Eukaryota; Metazoa; Chordata; Actinopteri; Chaetodontiformes; Chaetodontidae
Gene: gabra5
Product: gamma-aminobutyric acid type A receptor subunit alpha5
Exons: 9
Coding region: 1-1380 (459 amino acids)
Biological process (GO): monoatomic ion transmembrane transport; gamma-aminobutyric acid signaling pathway; nervous system process
Cellular component (GO): dendrite membrane; synapse; GABA-A receptor complex
Molecular function (GO): inhibitory extracellular ligand-gated monoatomic ion channel activity; benzodiazepine receptor activity; GABA-A receptor activity
Source: RefSeq, a predicted model, not a curated record
AUGGGCGAUGGAAUGUGCCACAGCUUUGCAAUGAGACGUCUGUGGGUCUGUGUCUUGCUUGUGAGCAUCACCUGCCGUCUGAGCCUCACCCAGGAUGUAACUGGAACUCCCAAAGAGGCCGAAUUAAACGACAACAUUACCAUCUUCACUCGCAUCCUGGACGGACUGCUGGAUGGUUAUGACAACAGACUCCGCCCUGGACUGGGAGAAAAGGUGACAGAGAUCAAAACCAACAUCUUUGUCACAAGCUUUGGUCCAGUCUCUGACACUGAAAUGGAAUACACUAUUGACGUGUUCUUCCGUCAAAGCUGGAAAGAUGAAAGGCUUUGCUUUAAAGGCCCAAUGGAGAUGCUUCCCUUGAAUAAUCUCCUGGCCAGUAACAUCUGGACUCCGGACACCUUCUUCCUCAAUGGGAAGAAAUCCAUCGCACAUAAUAUGACCACACCCAACAAGCUCCUGCGGCUGAAAGACGAUGGGACCCUGCUCUACACCAUGAGACUGACUAUUUCAGCUGAAUGCCCCAUGCAGCUGGAGGAUUUCCCGAUGGACGCCCAUGCUUGUCCCCUUAAAUUUGGAAGCUAUGCGUAUCCAGUCUCGGAGGUGGUCUACACGUGGACUCAGGGAGCAGCCAAGUCAGUGGUGGUGGCAGAGGAAGGCUCUCGGCUCAAUCAGUAUCACCUCAUCGGUCAGACUGCAGGAACGGAGGACAUCUACACCAGCCGAGGCCAAUACACGGUGAUGAUGGCCCACUUUUACCUGAAGCGGAAGAUCGGCUACUUCGUCAUCCAGACCUACAUGCCUUGCUUCAUGACUGUAAUCCUGUCACAGGUUUCCUUUUGGCUCAACAGGGAGUCCGUGCCAGCGCGGACCGUCUUUGGUGUGACCACAGUGCUCACCAUGACCACCCUCAGCAUCAGUGCUCGAAACUCGCUGCCUAAAGUGGCGUACGCCACCGCCAUGGACUGGUUCAUCGCCGUGUGCUAUGCCUUCGUCUUCUCCGCCCUUAUUGAGUUCGCCACCGUUAACUACUUCACCAAGAGGAGCUGGGCCUGGGAUGGAAAAAAGGCGCUGGAGGCCCAACAGCCCAAGAAGAAGGACCCUUUGGCUCUGUCGAAAAAGCCGAACAACACCUGUUCGGCCGGCGUGAAUUAUACAACCAACCUCACGAAGGACACGUCCAUCGCUACCAUCUCAAACAGCACGGCAGUACAGCUCAAACCCUCUGAGACCAAGGCCCCUGACCCCAAAAAGACUUACAACAGCGUGAGCAAGAUUGACAAGAUGGCCAGGAUAGUGUUCCCGGUGCUGUUUGGGACCUUCAACCUGGUGUACUGGGCCACGUAUCUCAACAGGGAACCAGUGAUCAAAGGAGCUGUGUAA